Molecule: messenger RNA, 1301 nt
Organism: Solanum verrucosum
Lineage: Eukaryota; Viridiplantae; Streptophyta; Magnoliopsida; Solanales; Solanaceae
Exons: 1
Coding region: 11-1276 (421 amino acids)
Source: RefSeq, a predicted model, not a curated record
AAUAUUGAAAAUGUUUGAUUACUAUAGAAAAAACAGAGCAAGAAAAAUUCAUCUUUUCUCUGUUCUUUCUUUUGCUUUGAUUAUUUCUAUUGUCACUUUUUCUGAUAAUCUCAUAUCUAAUUUUUCUUCAUCUCAUUCAAUCGCUUUUGUAUCAAAAUCAAGUUCUCAACAGCCACUGAAAUCAACUUUUGUACAUAAACCAAAUUUUUCGAAGAAAAAAGAAACACAUAUAAUCAAAGAAGAAGUACAAGACAUUGAUGAUCAUGUGAAUUUAGUUCCUCCUUUUAAUCUCACAGUGGAACAGAGGAUUUCUUGGUUCAAGAAAAAAUUGCCUGAAUUUAGUAUUCUAAAGUCAUCAAGAUUGUCGAGGCAGUUCAACAGCAGAGUAAAUAAGUUCUUGAAUUCAAGAAAUUGCAGAGUGAAGUUCUUCAUGACAUGGAUUUCCCCUGCAAAUACUUUCGGGAGGAGGGAAUUUUUCGCGUUGGAGACUCUGUUUAAAUCUCAUCCAAAAGGUUGUUUGAUCAUUCUUUCGCGUACUCUAGAUACACCUCAUGGGGUUAAAAUUUUGAAUCCUUUGACAGAAUUAGGAUAUAACGUUGUUAGCGUUACUCCAGAGUUGUCUUUUCUAUUCAACAGGACGCCAGUUGAGACAUGGUAUGCUGACCUCAAGAAAGGUAAUAAGGAUCCUGGUGAAAUCCCAUUAGCUCAGAAUUUGUCCAAUUUGAUAAGACUAGCUGUAUUGUACAAGUAUGGAGGUGUUUAUCUUGACACAGAUUUUAUCAUCCUAAAAGAUUUUUCAAGUUUGAGGAAUUCUAUUGGAGCGCAGAGCGUAUCUGCAAAUGGGAAUUGGACAAGAUUGAAUAAUGCUGUGUUGAUUUUUGAUAGAAAGCAUCCAUUGCUCUACAAGUUUAUGGAGGAAUUUGCUUUAUCUUUUGAUGGAAAUAAGUGGGGACAAAAUGGUCCAUAUUUGGUUUCAAGAGUGGUGGAGAGAUUGAAGAUGAUGUCUACACAAAAAUAUCAACUCAAUUUCACUGUAUUGCCACCUAUAUCAUUUUAUCCAGUUGAUUGGGUUCGGAUUCCCGGAUUCUUCAUGAAAUUAAAUACAAGAACUCAUUCAAGAUGGAUAGAUGCAAAAUUGUUACAACUUAGUGGGGAGACUUAUGGAGUUCAUCUUUGGAAUAAGCAAAGUAGUAAUAUGAGAAUUGAAAAAGGAAGUAUAAUAGGGAGAUUAAUUUCUGAUCAUUGUUUGUUUUGUAAAGAUAUUUACAGUUCUUAACUUGUAAGUAAGUAAUUUCAGAUUU